Messenger RNA from Penicillium soppii, 2013 nucleotides. Its product is annotated as fungal specific transcription factor domain-containing protein. Bases 1 to 2013 code for a protein of 670 amino acids. NCBI's taxonomy places the organism in Eukaryota, Fungi, Ascomycota, Eurotiomycetes, Eurotiales, Aspergillaceae. The record is from RefSeq and is a predicted model, not a curated record. The transcript has 6 exons.
AUGCAGGCACAAAAUGUCUUCGUAAUCGUCAGGCACGCGUGCAUAGACCCCGAGUUUCUCGCAUUAACUCAACGGUUGGCAAGACUCGAAGAGUCAAACAGUCACGAGCCAUUAGACUAUACAGCCAACCGUCAUAUUACCAAUAGUACUUUUUCUUCGCCAUCAACUGACUUCCCAAUCACUACUGAGGUGCACAACGACAAAAAAAAGCGUCAUAGAGAAUAUGACUCGCAAGACAUAAAAUUGCCACAGCAGUCAACCAGCAAGCGCCAUAAGUCUCAGACUGUGGCUCAGCAGAAUGUUCACCAAGUGCAUUCUCCUGGCUCAACGCAUCAUGCCAGUGAAGCACGGGAGUACAUUGAACAUGAGCUACAGUGCAACCUGGCACUAUCAAAAGAUCGGCGGACUGCGCUUGAAUCAGCCCGAAAGUUCAUCAACCAGCUGUCUAACCCAACUUUACAUUGGGAAGAGACUGCCGCCAUGGACGAUAUUGAUGUUGAUGACAACCUCGAGCCUCCAAAUCUCACACCGGAAUUGCUCUACAUGAUGCUUCCUGGACCUGACAAGAGAACAAACUCACAGGGAACGUUCUCCUGGCCUGAUCACAUCUCUGAUAGGGCUUUGGAACAAAUGGGGCUUGCUAUUAUCGAGGGCAAUGAAUGCGAGCAAGUGCUCCAGCACUACCGAAUCAUUGUCUGGGUAAAAGCUAUGGGAUGCAUAUCAAAAUUGGCCCCUUUGAUCCCGAGCGAGCCUUUGAAGAUCCAUUUUCGGAAGCUUAAGAAAAGAUAUGAAGCUGCUGCUACAGAAUUGCUGAAUCAGGUUCCAUUGGCAGCUGCCCCAAGUCUUCUUUUGCUUCAAUCACUUAUGUCUGCGGUUUGUCUCUUCAGCGUGAUAUCUCAUUACAAAAAUCUCACUGAUGUAUGUAUGGCAGACACGCUUGAUGCAAUAUUUAGGAAACAUGUCACGCUGUUGGAUGUUCACCGCGCUAGCUUCGAGGGUGAUUGUUUCCCUGAAUUAUCACAACAUUACGGACGUCCAACCCCGAAGCCGCCUUCCUUGCCAGAUCUGAAAGUUGCCCCGACGCAGCUGAUUCAUAUCGACCCUGAUUUGCCAACCUCUGCUAUGAUAACAGGCAUACUCGAGUAUGCGGAACUGAAAAACUCGCUACUGAAUAUUUUGCUCGACACCAAAACUAUAGGAGACACAGACAAGGCCAGGAUACUAUCAGAUCUAGUGACUCGGGCACACGCAAUCCAUUCUAAAAUGCAGAUGUUCCGUCGUCGCCAAGAAGAAGACUUCCCACAAUUGUGGAGCCACCUGCGACGCGAAUGGCUAUCAAUGGACUUCAACUACUAUUCCGUUCUGACGACAAUUAUCCAAGCACGCUCAUCCGUGCUGAAGUCCCGCCUGGUCUGCGAAGAUUGCCUAUACACAGCCCGCGAAGCCCUGACUACUCUCCGCGCAUUGCAGGAGGCGUUCUCAAGCCAUCUCAACUCCAUCAACUCGUAUCCCUACUUUCUCACUUGGACAAUGCUGCUAUUCCCUCUAGCGCCCUUCUUCGUGCUCUUCUGCAAUGUGAUUGCAACAUCAAACGAGAGAGAUUUCACCAUGAUCAAAAACAUUACCGACGAACUGCACCAGUUUGCUGAAGCGAAUGCCUCCAUCGGAAAGUUGUACAAGCUUUUCUCCAAAUUUCUGGAUCUGUGUGCACCCCUCAUAAAGGGUAACCCCGACCACCGUCAGCCUGAACAAUCGAUAGCCGCGCUUUCUGAUGUUGGCCCAACUGACAAGCCUGGUCAGGGUGGAUCGUACGCAGGUGUGUUUGGGCGUGCUGCGGAUCAAGCUAUGGUCAGUCUUCGGAGUACGGAGCCUACUGGGAAAAGCCCGAAUGCUCUGCGGACUGUCGAAGGGUGGGAUGACAGUCUUGUGUGGGAAUUGUUUGAUAAUCAACCAUCUUUAGGAUGGGCGGAAUCAGAGUUGUGGAAUGCCAUGACGCAUUUUGAUCGCACAUAG